Messenger RNA from Drosophila ananassae, 586 nucleotides. RefSeq names its product general odorant-binding protein 57c. The transcript is spliced from 2 exons. Bases 106 to 543 code for a protein of 145 amino acids. NCBI's taxonomy places the organism in Eukaryota, Metazoa, Arthropoda, Insecta, Diptera, Drosophilidae. Gene Ontology annotation, molecular function: odorant binding. The record is from RefSeq and is a predicted model, not a curated record.
UCAGAAUGACUUUGAGUUGGCGAACAGUUUACUAGUGGGAGUUUACGGAAAGGCGUCAUUCAUGUCCAUUUUUAUAUUGAAAAAGAUUCUAAGAGUUGUACCAAAAUGCUAAAGUUUCUAGCUAUAUUUAUAACGUGUACGCUGGUGGUUUUAUGCCAGGGUCACCCCGCUCCAGUGGACUAUGAUAAUUUAAUAACUGGAUGCCUAACCACGAACAACAUUAGCCUGGUCGAGUUUGCGGAAAAAAUUAAUAGAUCUUCCUCUGAAGAAGACGAUGACGAGCCCGUCGAGAGAAAAUACAAGUGCUUCUUCCAUUGUGUGGCCGAGAGGGGAGACAUUCUAGACUCCGGGGGUUACUUGGACGUGGAGAAACUGGAUGAAAUCGAAUCCUUGGACGAUCAUAAGAGGGAGGCUCUCUAUAGUUGCAAAAAACAACACGACGACGAGGAGGAUGGGUGUGAAUACGCUUAUAAAAUGGUCGUUUGCUUGGAAGAACUUUUGCCCCUAGAUGACGAAGAGGAAAUAACUACCAUAGCUAAUUAAAAUCAAAUACAGAAUCAAGCCAGAACUGGUUAAGCAAGUUGAA